Messenger RNA from Salvia splendens (bonfire salvia), 4792 nucleotides. RefSeq names its product receptor-like protein kinase. Lineage: Eukaryota; Viridiplantae; Streptophyta; Magnoliopsida; Lamiales; Lamiaceae. The record is from RefSeq and is a predicted model, not a curated record. Gene Ontology annotation, biological process: protein phosphorylation. The transcript has 2 exons. Bases 1188 to 4175 code for a protein of 995 amino acids. Gene Ontology annotation, molecular function: ATP binding; protein kinase activity; protein binding.
AAACAUAACAAGUUAACUUUUUCUUACAAAAUUGCCAUCAAAUUAACUUUUUCUUGCAAAAUCAGACUCUUGUUGUUUUCUUUGGUCCAAAUAUGAUAGGUAGCCUAAAACAAAUGCAACCGCCUCAACGUGCUGCUUGUAUUUAUUUUAAUACAUCUUUAAAUAGUAUUCUAGGACUAGUACUAUAAACUUCUCAUGCCCUUUUAAUCACUUUUCAACUUGGGUCUAAAAAAACCCAACCAUAAAUUUUUGAACGAUACAAAAAGUAAUGUACCGAAAUAGCGCGCAUUUUUUAUUUCUGAUUUUUGAUCAUGAUAAUGUUUACGAGAAUUAAUGUUCCUACCUAGCUUCAGCUAGUAUUUUAAUAUUAUUUUUUUGUCUUAUCUCUCAUAAAAGUUUUUUGACCCUUUACUUAAUUUGAGUCAUUUCUCAAUUUAUAAUAAAAUUAACACACUUAAUUUCUCUUAUUUUAAUGUCUCAAUUAUUUUUAAUUUAUAUCAUAUUUUAUCUAAUUUAUUCUUUUUCUAUGAAAUUAAAUAAAUCAUUCUUAAUUUUUGUGUUCAAAAGAAACAAUUUAAUUGUAAUGGGACAAAGUGAGUAUAUAAAGUGAUAUAUUGAGAUUAAGUAUGUCGUAUUUGCUGAAAAAUAAUUAAGUUUUGUGGACGAUUAUUAGUAAGUUUUUAAAAUUAAAACUAUCUUUUUUUAAUCUUACACUAGAUAUGAGAAGAAUUCGGUCCAAUCAGAGUCAAGAAGCGAGUCGGCAUAUUCAGUAAAAUUUCAAGAAAAUAAGCGAAUGUCGCUAAAUUUGGCACAUACGCUUUUAGUGUAACUGAAAAAGACGCGAAAACGCGUUGACAGCAUUCAAGGUAAUCACUGGCGUCAUUAAUUCCACCACAGCAGCACCAACUUUCUUUUCGCGGCAGUAUUUAUCUUUUCAAACUCUGUGUCAGCGUUCACACUCAACAUGAUAUCCAUAUCGAUUUCAGCUAAGUUUAUGUCUCAUUUCCUUUUUUUGCUUGGCAUUUUUUGAGCCAAAGAUUGAGUUUUGAGAGGAAAUUAGCACACUCCCUUUCACCAGAUUUCAAGAUUUUCAUGUGGGAUUUUCAUUUCUAGCUCAAGAUCGAAUUUUUAGCGAAUUACAAGCUCCCUUUUUUCGAUUCUUGAGAGUUGGUGGCUGCUGUUUCAAAAUGGGAAGUUUAUGGAGCUGUUUUUUCCUGAUUUUCUUGGCGUCUGCUGCAACAUUCGGAGUGAAUGCUGUGAAUCUAGAAGGUACAACUCUGCUAUCACUUGUUAGGCAUUGGAAAGUUGUACCUUUACCCAUCAAGUCCAGCUGGAAUGCUUCAGAUUCCACUCCCUGUUCUUGGCUUGGUGUGAUUUGCAAUCCUAGCAACGUUGUUAUUGAGGUGAACAUAUUUAGUUUGUCGAUUUCAGGCGAAUUGGGGCCGGAAAUCGGCUAUUUGAACCAUUUGGAGUCGAUUGAUUUGAGCUUUAACAGUUUUUCUGGUGCAAUUCCAUCAUUGCUAGGCAAUUGCAGCUAUCUUGAGUCUUUAGACCUGUCUAACAACUUCUUUAAUGGCGAAAUUCCGGAAAAUCUAGGAAAUUUGAGGAGAUUAAGGGAUUUGAGCUUGUGGUCGAACAAUCUCGGUGGCAAGAUUCCUGAAUCUUUGUUUAGGAUUCCUUCAUUGAGAUUGAUUUACCUCAAUAACAACAAGCUUACUGGUUCAAUUCCUAGGGAUUUAGGAAAUCUAAGCUUAAUUGAGACGCUGUCUUUGAACAAUAAUAUGCUGUCUGGGACUAUCCCUUCGUCGAUAGGGAACUGCAGCGAGUUGCGAGAGCUCUACUUGAAUGAUAACUCGUUUUACGGGGCUUUGCCCGAUAGCUUGAACAGUUUAGAUCAUUUGCAAUUUUUGUUUGUGGAGAAUAACAAUCUUGUGGGGAGGAUUCCUAGUUUGGGCUCUUGUAAGGAGUUGGAGAAUCUAGUUUUGUCGAGCAACCGGUUUAGUGGAGGGAAUCCGACAGGGUUAGGAAACUGCAGUAGCUUAACUAGUCUUGCUGCUGUUGGUUGUGGUUUGAGUGGUCCUAUCCCUUCUUCUCUAGGUAGAUUGACUAACAUUAGUCUCCUUUAUUUGUCUGAAAAUCGACUGUCUGGUUCGAUCCCGCCCGAGUUGGGGAAUUGUGAGGCAUUAACUGAUUUGCAGCUGUAUGGAAACAAGCUCAGUGGUGCUGUUCCGAGUGAAUUAGGUAUGCUUGAUCAGCUGCAGAUAAUCAUGCUUUUUACGAACAAUUUAAGUGGAGAGAUUCCAAGCAGCAUUUGGAGGAUUCAGAGCCUUCAACAGCUUAUAGUUUAUGAGAAUGAUCUCGUUGGUGAGAUAUCGAAUGAGAUCACAGAGCUGAAGGAGCUGAAUUAUCUUUCCUUGUUCGACAAUCAGUUCUCGGGUGUCCUCCCUCAAGGGUUAGGCAUCAAUGGCAGUCUAACUCAUGUAGAUCUCUCGAGAAACAAGUUCAUCGGCCAUAUACCACCAAAUCUUUGCUUCGGGAAGAAGCUGAGAAGGCUCAUCUUGGGCCAGAAUCACUUCAAUGGAAGCAUUUCUUCUGAUGUUGGGAGGUGUACCUCGCUCACGAGGCUGAUUCUCAAGGAGAAUAGUCUCGAAGGUAGAUUUCCUGACUUUGUCAAGCAUUCUGGUCUUGAAUACAUGGAUAUUAGUAACAAUAGGAUUAGUGGGUCGAUUCCCUUGAGUUUAGGUGAUCUUGCUAAUGUUAGUUUUAUUGAUUUGUCUCACAAUAAGCUUGUUGGUGGUAUGCCUCUUGAGUUGGGGAGUCUUGUGAAUCUUGAAUAUUUAAGUCUCUCUCACAAUCGUCUCGAUGGCAUGAUGCCGUCACAGUUGUCGGGCUGUCACAAGCUGUCGGAGCUUGAUCUGAGAAACAAUCUGUUAAAUGGGACAAUUCCUUCCAGCUUGAGAAGCUUGAGUGAGUUAUCCGUAUUGGAUCUUAGUGAAAACCGAUUUGGAGGGGGUGUUGCGACCACCUUAUUUCAGCUAGGAAAGCUUUCGUCUUUGCAGCUCGGUGCAAACCUAUUAGGUGGGGCUAUUCCUACUUCCAUAGGGCUGGAAGUCGAAGCACAGAGCCUGAGAUCGUUGAAUCUCAGCAGGAACGGGUUGAUAGGCCGUUUCCCUGUGGAAUUCGGGAAGCUUAAAAUGCUGGAGCAAUUGGAUAUCAGCUGCAAUAAUCUCUCAGGGAGCCUGGAAAUUAUUGGUGAACUCCGGUCUUUAACGGAGAUCAAUGUCUCGUAUAACUCGUUUACUGGUCCGAUUCAGCCUGCAGUGAUGAAGUUCCUGAUUUCUUCGCCCUCGUCCUUCGUUGGCAAUCAAGAUUUGUGCAUUGAGUGCGGAAGGAGCUGUGAGGGAAGUAACAGAAGCAGUAACGCCUUCAAAAUGUGUCAUUCUCAGUCAAGGAAAAGAGGCCUCAGUCCCGUUGGCCUUGCAAUGGUCGUCUCUGGAUCGUCCGUUUUCGCUGUUAUCCUCGUUCUUGGAGUUUCUUACGCGUUUAGGAACAAGGGCCAUGAGGGGAACCUUUUAGGCGAUGCAGAGGAAGGCGCCUCGUCUCUACUCAGACAAGUUAUGGAAGCUACUGAGAAUCUACACGAGAAAUACAUUGUCGGGAGGGGAGCACACGGGACAGUGUACAAGGUGGCGUUGAGUCCAACGAAGGCGUAUGCUUUGAAGAAGCUAUCUUUUGCUGGAUCAAAGGGAGGGAACGCGAGCAUGGUGCGUGAAAUUAAGACCAUUGGCAGUGUGAGACACCGCAACCUAGUUAGGUUCGAAGACUUCUGGCUGAGGAAGGAUUACGGUCUGAUUUUGUACCCUUACAUGGAGAACGGCAGCCUGCACAACGUUCUGCACAAGUCCCACCCUCGGCUGCCCCUAAAAUGGGAGGUUCGUUACAGGAUAGCUCUCGGAGCUGCUCAAGGCCUAAUGUACCUUCACUUCGACUGUGAUCCUCCCAUCAUACACCGCGACAUCAAGCCACUGAACAUCUUGCUCGACUCGGAUAUGGAGCCUCACAUCUCCGAUUUUGGGAUCGCCAAGCUCUUGGACGAGUCGGUUUCCUCGACACAAGUUGCAGUCCAGGGCACCAUUGGCUACAUUGCUCCAGAGAGCGUUCUCGACCAGGAGUAGUAGGGAGUCGGAUGUGUACGUGUAUGGCGUGGUGCUGCUGGAGCUAGUGACGAGGAGGAGGGUACUGGACGAGUCGUUUGGAGAGGGAGUGGACGUUGUGAGGUGGGUGAGGGGCGUGUGGGAUGAGGAGGAAGGCCUCGGGGAGAUCGUGGAUCGGGAUGUUGUGGACGAGCUGUUGGAUUCGAGCCUAAGGGAGCAAGUGGAGGGUGUGGUGGCGUUGGCUUUGAGGUGCACUGAUGAGGAUGCUGGGAAAAGGCCUUCUAUGAGAGAGGUUGUAAAGCAAUUGGUGGUGGUGGAGAGUAGGAGUAGAAGCAAGAAUAGAUAGGUGGAUUCAUUUUUUAUGCAAGAUCCACCCUCGAUUUCUGCGCACGCGCACGCACGCGUGAAAUGGAGGGCGUGGAUCCAAAAAUGCAUCCACCCUCGAUUUGCACGCGUGCGUGCAAUGAGGGCAUGAAUCGGUACAUUAUAUUAUGAUAUAGUUAUGGAGUAUUUAUUUGAUACUAUUUUGAGUUAUAUUUAUGAUUAUGCUUUUAUGAUUGUGAAACAUAUAACGGAAAGUCAUUAGAAUUGUGUAAUAACUUAAUUAGUUACCUAAAGAAAAGAAUUUUGAUUUGUUA